Messenger RNA from Cyphellophora attinorum, 1161 nucleotides. RefSeq lists its product as uncharacterized. The record is from RefSeq and is a predicted model, not a curated record. Lineage: Eukaryota; Fungi; Ascomycota; Eurotiomycetes; Chaetothyriales; Cyphellophoraceae. The transcript has a single exon. The coding region runs from base 1 to 1161 and encodes 386 amino acids.
AUGAACAAACUUUGGAACAUCACUCUGAGCCUCGCCAUACUCGCCCACGCUGCUGUUGCUGCUGCACAGAACAGCAGUGCUUUUCUCGACGCCCUUCGGUACGACCCCAAUCUUUCUGAGCUGUCUACAUGGAUCGAAGCGAAUCCAGAUGCCAUGCCCGAAAUCCCACAAGGAAAUUACAACUUCUUAGCUCCCACGAAUGAUGCUUUCCAGAACCUCAUGUCUGGCGGAGAAUCCCUGAUAAACCUCCUCAACUCUGCGGAAACACAAUAUCUCAAAGACCUCUUCAACUAUCACAUGAUCCGUCUACCCAGAGAUUUCAUGAUGGCUGAAGCUGAGCACGCCUUUCUCGAGACCGGCUUGAGCUACGAAGGCGCCUCUCAGCACUACAUGAUCGAGGCGUACCGAGAACGGGGUAUCGACAACGUAGGCAUCCUCUUCACUUCAGGCUCGUUCGGCAACAUGAGCGAGGUGGCUCAGGACGGCAGGAUCUACGUUGGGGAAGAUUUCAACUCCGGUGUCAUCACGACCGUUAAAGAAGUACUCACGUUGCCACAGCCUCUAGUGUAUACGCUCAUCAACCUGACCGAGAAGGACUUGAGGCAAGGGUUCGACAAUUGCAGCAUCUUCAGCCGACUCUUCGCAGAUGGGACGGAUCAAGAAGACUACCUGGGCCUCUCCGGUCCAGCUACCUUCUUGGUCCCAAUCAACACGGCUUUCGAGCAUGCGUCAGUAGCUGACGUCGAUGCAAUGUCCACAGAAAAGAAGUUCCAAAUUCUCGGCAAUCACCACAUCCCGUCCGAGGCUGCAUUCUUCCAGACUAGCACACAAGAUCUUUUACAGAGCCAGGGCGUAAAGGUUGACGAAACACCCGUUCUUCGAACUACCAACGGCAGUGAGGUCCGCCUCACUUUCGAUCCAAACCGGCAAAAAUGGAUCAUCAAGCACGAUAUGAACGAGGCUCAAGUUCUAGUGCCCAAUUUGGUAGUCAAGGGCGGCGUUGCGCACCUGGUCUCUGCGGUACUAGGUGUCCCUGAAGCAUCCAACAACACGUCAAGCGCACAAAGUAGUGGAGCCAUGGGAUCUUCCAGGGCAAGCUGGCACGCUCUUGGAAUUGGUUGGUGUGCUGCGGUACUGGCCAUGUCUAUGCCCCUUUUGUGA